Molecule: messenger RNA, 595 nt
Organism: Parasteatoda tepidariorum (common house spider)
Lineage: Eukaryota; Metazoa; Arthropoda; Arachnida; Araneae; Theridiidae
Source: RefSeq, a predicted model, not a curated record
CGGGUCUUGCCCUUAGAUGGUAGAAAACAAGAACAAUCGCACCCCUUCUGGUUUAAUGGCCAACGACAACAGAUACAACCAGCAAUAAUUCACACGUGCCAGUGAGAAUGACAACCUGAUUCAGCAACUAAUAGCGUGUGUGUAUUGCAGGAGGUAUAUUUCAAGACUGCGCCAUCCACGCCCUAGAUUACGUGUGCUGGCUUCUGAGUGAAUAUCCCGAAAGUAUGAAAGCAUACGGAACAGCCAUCAGUGAGGACAUCAGAGACAUAGGAGACUACGAUACUCUCAUCAUUAGCAUGAAAUUUCCUAGUGGGAUACUCGCCACCAUAGACUUCAGCAGGCACGCCGUCUAUGGACUGGAUCAACGUGCUGAAAUAUUUGGAACGAAGGGUAUGGUGACGAAUGAAUGGUACAGGCCAACAGGUGUGAGUCACCAUGAUGAGAAAGGAGCCGCAGCCACACCCAUCUGCUAUGACUUCGAAACACGUUAUAGAGACUCCUAUGCCCUGGAAAUGGAACAUUUACUCAAUAUUUUAGAAGGUAUGUUUCGAAUCAUUAUAGUAUUAAACCAAUAAAAGACAUAUUUUGAUACCAU